This is a messenger RNA of Paramecium octaurelia, 932 nucleotides long. The record is from the annotation of a GenBank genome assembly. Lineage: Eukaryota; Ciliophora; Oligohymenophorea; Peniculida; Parameciidae.
AUGUUGCCAAAAUUACAUUAAAGUUCGUCUGUGUAAUCAGUAAGAACAUCUGAAGAUUUCAGUUUAAAUGAAGCCAAAAGGAGAUAAAAAUAAUUGGAGUUGGAGUCUUAGACUGUUGAGAAUCGAAUCAAAUAAUUAAAGAAAGAAAAUGAGAAACUGUCAAAAAAAGUGGAGAUGGCAGAACAAUUGGCACUUGAUGUGUAUGCUUCACGACUUGCAUAGAAGAUGAAAGUAAUUAUUUCAGGUGUAAUAAAUAAAAUAGAAAGAACAGAAAUAACAUCAACUCUCUAUGAUUGAUCCAACUAAAUACUAGUAAACUUAAUAUGAAAGGAUGCAUCUCAAAAAGAUGAAAUAAGAGGUAAGAGAGUUGAAGCAUUAAGAUGCUUAAUUAAUGAAAAACUCCAUUAAAUUCGAAUUAAUGAGAACAAAUGAAGAGCAAAUUAAAAUUGCCCAAAAUCUAAGGUUGAGAGCAACAUUGAAGAAGGAGGAGGAAAAACUCUCAUAAGCUAUGAUUCAAGAAAAACUAUAUGAGAAAUAAUAGAAGGUGCGAUUGGAGUAGGAGAGAGAGAGACAAAAGAUAAUUAUGGAAAAUGAAAAACAUGAAUACUCAAUAAAGCAAUUAGAAGCGUUGGAAUUGAAAUUAGUCGAAAAACUGCAAGCAACACAACAAAGAGAAUAGGCUGUAAAAGAGAAACUGAUGGCAGCAACUAGAUUGGCUCCUGAAGAUUUUGAUAGAACUUAUUUGGGUGGUCAGUCAAUAAUAUAAGAGCAAGAGAAACAAGUAAUAAUGUAUUAAGUAAAUAAGGAGUAAAAAUAGGAAGAGUAAAAAGAAUAAUAGGAAGGAGGGCAAUAAGGAGAAGGAGGUCAAUAAGGAGAAGGAGGUCAAUCAGGUGAAGGUGGUUAAGGAACAUAAACUGAAUGAUAUGAUUGAU